AAUGUGCAGUUUUUUCGGGGGCGGAGACAAGCCUGCUUUGCAUCAAUAGCGAGUAAAACUGUAGACUGCUGUACUGUAGGCUACAGGCUGGCCCAACUAAGUUUACAAUAGGAGACAAUACGGCUUUUCUCUCGGUUCUUCUGGCUGGUGGUGGCUGUGAUGUUUAUCGGCCGCGCACAGAGGAGGCACGGAGCGCAAUAGACAUUUUUUCCGGCGCUGAACUCACCAGAAUCGUCCAUAGUAAAGUGACACUGGGGGACUCGAACAAGUGACGCGCCUCGGAAACCCAACACAGUUACAAGUGAGGUUAUUUGACACUAGCAUUGUGAUCAGGAGGAAUACACACGAUAGCGGCUUUGUACCCCGCGCCCAGGAUAACCCAGCGCGACUGUUUUCAUGUGUUACGAUCGCAUGGGGAGGCUAUGAGAAGUGGACCGUCUGGUUUGUUUUCUCCAUUCACUUCCAGUCUGCAUGGAACAAAGUGUGCUUUCUGUCACAUAACCUGCGCCGUGGGGUAGAUCUGGACAAGUGGUCGGUGUGUACGGUGUGCGCCGCAGCCCACCCGCCUUAGUCAAAGUCGAGCUUCUCCCCUAAAUCACAAUGAGGACCACCGAGGAGGCAGAGGGCUUUGACGGCGAGGCCUCGAACACCUCCAUGAUCUCCGGGGCGAGCAGCCCGUAUCAGCCCACCACUGAGCCCGUCCAUUCACGGGGUGUUUUAGGAGGGAUAAGGUGCGACGUGGAGUACCUCAAGUCAUACUUCGGGAUUUUAAAGGUGGUGGAAGUGGUCCUCUCACUCAUUGCAUUCAUCUGCAUAGAGACUAUAAUGAUGUGUUCUCCCUGUGGAGGAGUCUACUUCUUUGAGUUUGUUAGCUGCAGUGCCUUCGUGGUGACAGGAGUCCUCCUCCUCAUCUUCAGCCUCAAUUUCCACACCAAGGUGCCCCACGUCAACUGGAGCCUCACGGACCUGGUUAAUACGGCUGCCAGCACCUUCUUCUUCUUCUUGUCCUCUCUGGUGUUGGCCUGCAUCAACCACAACACUGGAGCUGAAAUAGCAGCAGUGAUCUUUGGUUUCCUUGUGACGGGUGUGUACGGCCUAAACACCUUCCUGGCAGUGCGGAGGUGGCGCCUCGGCAGUGGGUGUCCAGGGGUGGUCCAGACCAGCGAGUACAUGCGAGCACGCACAGCAUCUCGUGGAGAAGUGGAGGCUCGGCCUGAGCUUGCGUGAGGACAGCAGACAAUCAGACAGACUGAGGGGAAAACACACCAGCAUCAGCUGACUGGAGAGGGACCCUGCUCUGCCUUCCAAACGGCAUCCAGUUUCACUCUAGAGUGAGUCAGCCAUCUCAAGCUCACCAGACCCUUUGACUUUUUUCAUCCUUAUCCUCAGCCUUCGACUGUCCAGCCACUGAAUAAAUCUUU
Molecule: messenger RNA, 1421 nt
Organism: Myripristis murdjan (pinecone soldierfish)
Lineage: Eukaryota; Metazoa; Chordata; Actinopteri; Holocentriformes; Holocentridae
Gene: cmtm4
Product: CKLF-like MARVEL transmembrane domain containing 4
Exons: 4
Coding region: 601-1227 (208 amino acids)
Cellular component (GO): membrane
Source: RefSeq, a predicted model, not a curated record